AUGUCGAGGGCCAAGAGACUUAUGAAAGAGUUGCAAGCUGUCAGGGAUGAUCCCGCGGCAAAUAUCACUUUAGAAUUCAUCAGCGAAUCCGAUAUUCACCGCUUGAAAGGUUCAUUUUUGGGCCCACCAGAGACUCCAUACCAAGGUGGUCGUUUUAUCAUUGAUAUUGAAGUGCCCAUGGAAUACCCUUUCAAACCACCAAAGAUGAAAUUCGACACUAAAGUUUACCACCCCAACAUUUCAUCUGUUACUGGUGCUAUUUGUCUAGACAUUUUGAAGAAUGCAUGGUCACCAGUUAUUACUUUGAAGAGUGCAUUGAUCUCGUUACAGGCACUUCUACAAUCACCUGAGCCUAAUGACCCACAAGAUGCUGAAGUUGCCCAACAUUAUCUCCGGGAUAAGGAGUCCUUCAGCAAAACAGCCGCUCUAUGGACAAGACUUUAUGCUUCAUCAAAUGGUGGUAGUGGUGCACCUGUGGAAAAAGAAGUUGAUGAGGCUCGGUUAUAUGGAAUUGAUCCUAACUUGGUGAAAGAAUUCGAAUCGCAGGGUUUUGACAAGGUUAAAAUUGUAGAGGUUUUAAGAAGACUGGGUAUCAAGUCACUGGAUCCAACUGACAAUGCUACCAUUAACAGGAUUGUAGAGGAACUAUUAAAAUGA
This is a messenger RNA of Zygosaccharomyces rouxii, 657 nucleotides long. RefSeq names its product E2 ubiquitin-conjugating protein UBC1 (gene UBC1). The transcript has a single exon. The record is from RefSeq and is a predicted model, not a curated record. Gene Ontology annotation, molecular function: protein binding. The coding region runs from base 1 to 657 and encodes 218 amino acids. Lineage: Eukaryota; Fungi; Ascomycota; Saccharomycetes; Saccharomycetales; Saccharomycetaceae.